Messenger RNA from Leopardus geoffroyi (Geoffroy's cat), 19304 nucleotides. RefSeq names its product adhesion G protein-coupled receptor V1 (gene ADGRV1). Gene Ontology annotation, molecular function: G protein-coupled receptor activity. Gene Ontology annotation, biological process: cell communication; cell surface receptor signaling pathway; negative regulation of adenylate cyclase activity. The record is from RefSeq and is a predicted model, not a curated record. Lineage: Eukaryota; Metazoa; Chordata; Mammalia; Carnivora; Felidae. Gene Ontology annotation, cellular component: membrane.
GUCCGCUCUGCCCGGGCUGCGGCGGUGCAGGGAACCUGGCGUCCCUACCAGCCGCCCCUUCCCAAACUGUUUGAUCUCAAAGAAGGGAUGCCCUCUGCAUCUUUAUUAGUAAAUCUCCUCUCAGCUUUAUCCAUCUCUUAUGUGUUUGGAGAAACAGAAAUAAGGUUUGCCGGACAGACAACAUUUGUAGUUAAUGAAACAAGUACAACGGUUAUUCGUCUUGUCAUCGAAAGGAUAGGAGAGCCAGCAAAUGUCACUGCAAUUGUAUCGCUGUAUGGAGAUGACACUGGUGACUUUUUUGACACAUAUGCUGCAGCUUUUAUACCUGUUGGAGAAACAAAUAGAACAGUGUACAUAGCAGUAUGUGAUGAUGACUUGCCAGAGCCCGACGAAACUUUUACUUUUCACUUGACAUUCCAGAAACCUUCAGCAAAUGUGAAGCUUGGAUGGCCAAGGACUGUUACGGUGACAAUAUUAUCAAAUGACAAUGCAUUUGGAAUUAUUUCAUUUAAUAUGCCUUUUUCAAUCACAGUGAGUGAACCUAGGGGCAGAAAUGAAUCUGUGCCUCUUACUCUCAUCAGAGAAAAAGGAACUUAUGGAAUGGUCACUGUGACUUUUGAGGUAGAGGGUGGCCCAAAUCCACCUGAAGAAGAUUUGAGCCCAGUUAAAGGAAAUAUCACCUUUCCCCCUGGCAGAGCAACAGUAGUUUAUAACUUGACAGUACUUGACGAUGAGGUACCAGAAAAUGAUGAAAUAUUUUUGAUUCAACUGAAAAGUGUAGAAGGAGGAGCUGAGAUCAACAUCUCUAGGAGCUCAGUUGAGAUAAUCAUUAAGAAAAAUGAUAGUCCCGUGAGAUUCAUUCAAAGUGUUUAUUUGGUACCCGAGGAAGAUCACAUACUCAUAAUUCCAGUGGUUCGUGGGAAAGAUGACAGUGGGAAUCUGAUUGGAUCUGAUGAAUACGAAGUUUCAAUCAGUUAUGUUGUUAUAACCGGGAAUUCAACAGCACAUGCCCAGCAGAACUUAGAUUUCAUUGAUCUUCAGCCAACCACAACUAUUGUUUUUCCACCUUUUAUUCAUGAAUCACACCUAAAAUUUCACAUAGUUGAUGACACCAUUCCAGAGAUUGCUGAAUCAUUUCAUGUUGUAUUAUUAAAAGAUACCUUGCAGGGAGAUGCUGUGCUCUUAGGCCCUUCUACUGUGCAGGUCACAAUUAAGCCAAAUGACAAACCUUAUGGAGUCCUCUCAUUCAACAGUAUCUUGUUUGAAAGGACAGUGGUAAUUGAUGAAGAUACAACAUCAAGAUUUGAAGACAUUACAGUGGUUAGGAAUGGUGGCACCCAUGGGAAUAUUUCUGUGAACUGGGAAUUGACACGGAAUAGCAGUGAUGCUUCACCGGUAAUAGCAGAUAUCAGACCAAGUUCCGGAGUUCUCCAUUUUGCACAAGGGCAGAUGUUGGCAUCAAUUCCUCUUACUAUCAUUAAUGAUGAUUUUCCGGAAGAGGCAGAAGCUUAUCUACUUCGGAUUCUGCCUCAUACUAUAAGAGGAGGUGCAGAAGUGAGCGAACCAGCAGAGCUUUUGUUCUACAUUCAGGAUAGUGAUGAUGUUUAUGGCCUAAUAAUAUUUUUUCCUAUGGAACACCAGAAGAUUGAAAGCAGCCCGGGUGAACGAUAUUUAUCCCUGAGUUUUACAAGACUAGGAGGAACCAAAGGAGAUGUGAACAUGUUUUAUUCUGCACUUUAUAUUCCUGCUGGAGCUGUAGACCCUUUGCGAGCAAAAGAUGGCAUCUUAAAUACAUCCAGGAGAAAUAACCUCAUUUUUCCAGAGCAGAAAACCCAAGUUACUACAAAAUUACCAAUAAGAAAUGAUGCAUUCCUUCAAAAUGGGGCCCACUUUCUAGUAAAGUUGGAAACUGUGGAGUUGGUGAACAUAAUUCCCCCAAUCCCACCUAUAAGUCCUAGAUUUGGGAAAAUCCAAAAUAUUUCUUUAGCGGUUACUCCGGACAUUGCAAAUGGAGAAAUUGGCUUCAUUAGCAACCUUCCAAUCAUUUUGCAUGAACCAGAAGAUUCUGCUGCUGAAGUGGUCUACAUUCCCUUACAUCGAGAUGGAACUGAUGGCCAGGCUACUGUCUAUUGGAGUUUGAAGCCCUCUGGCUUUAAUUCAAAAGCAGUGACCCUGGACGAUAUAGGUCCCUUUAAUGGCUCUGUUGUGUUUUUAUCUGGGCAAAGUGACACAACAAUCAACAUUACGGUCAAAGCUGAUGAUACACCGGAAAUGAAUGAGACGGUAACACUUUCUCUAGACAGGGUCAGUGUGGAAAAUCAAGUGCUAAAAUCUGGAUAUACUAGCCGUGACCUAAUUAUUUUGGAAAAUGAUGAUCCUGGGGGAGUUUUUGAAUUUUCUCCUACAUCUAGAGGACCCUAUGUUAUAAAAGAAGGGGAAUCUGUAGAGCUCCAUAUCACCCGAUCCAGGGGAGCUCUGGUUAAGCAGUUUCUACACUACCGAGUAGAGCCGAGAGAUAGCAAUGAAUUCUACGGAAACACAGGGGUGCUAGAAUUUAAACCUGGGGAACGAGAGAUCGUAAUCACAUUGUUAUCAAGAUUGGAUGGGAUACCGGAGUUGGAUGAACACUACUGGGUGGUCCUCAGCAGCCAUGGUGAACGGGAAAGCAAGUUGGGAAGUGCCACGGUUGUCAACAUAACGAUUCUAAAAAACGACGAUCCUCAUGGGAUUAUAGAGUUUGUUUCUGAUGAUCUAAUUGUUAUGAUCAAUGAAAGUAAAGGAGACGAUACCUAUAGUGCUGUUUAUGAUGUAGUAAGAAAUCGAGGCAUCUUUGGUGUUGUUAGUGUAUCAUGGGUGGUUUGUCCAGACUUUACACAAGAUGUGUUUCCUGUCCAAGGGACUAUUUUCUUUGGAGAUCAGGAAUUUUCGAAAAAUAUCACCAUUUAUUCCCUCCCAGAUGAGAUUCCAGAGGAAAUGGAGGAAUUCACCAUUACUCUACUUAAUGCCACUGGAGGAGCUAAAAUAGGAAAUAGAACUACUGCAACUCUGAGGAUUAGAAGAAAUGAUGACCCCAUUUAUUUUGCAGAACCUCGUGUGGUGAGAGUUCAGGAAGGUGAGACUGCUAACUUUACCGUUCUCAGAAAUGGAUCUGUGGAUGUUGCCUGCACUGUCCAAUAUGCUACCAUGGAUGGGAAGGCUACCGCAAGAGAGGGAGACUUUGUUCCUGUUGAAAAGGGAGAAGCGCUCGUUUUUGCGGUUGGAAAUAGGAAGCAGAGGAUAUCUGUCUUCAUUAAUGAAGAUGAUAUCCCAGAAACAGAUGAGUCUUUUUAUAUAAUCCUCUUUAAUUCAACAGGUGAUACAGUAGUAUAUCAAUAUGGAAUAGCUACAGUGAUAAUUGAAGCUAAUGAUGACCCAAAUGGCAUUUUUUCUCUGGAGCCCAUAGACAAAGCAGUAGAAGAAGGAAAGACUAAUGCAUUUUGGAUUUUGAGGCAUCGCGGACACUUUGGCAAUGUUUCUGUGGCUUGGCAGCUGUUUGAGAAUGAUUCUGCUUUGCAGCCUGGACAGGAGUUCUAUGAAACUUCAGGGAUUGUUAAUUUUAUGGAUGGUGAAGAAGCCAAACCAAUAAUUCUCCAUGCUUUUCCAGAUAAAAUUCCUGAAUUCAAUGAAUUUUAUAUUUUAAAGCUUGUAAACAUUUCAGGUGGAUCUCCAGGUCCUGGGGGCCAACUAGCAGGAACCAACCUCCAGGUGACAGUAAUGAUUCCAUUUAAUGAUGAUCCCUUUGGAAUUUUCAUCUUGGAUCCAGAGUGCUUAGAGAGAGAAGUUGCAGAAGAUGUCCUGUCAGAAGACGAUAUGUCUUAUAUUACCAAUUUUACCAUUUUGAGGCAGCAGGGCGUGUUUGGUGAUGUACGAGUAGGCUGGGAAAUACUGUCCAGUGAGUUCACUGAUGGUUUGCCCCCAAUGAUAGAUUUUUUGCUAGUUGGAAUUUUCCCCAGCACUGUGCAUUUACAGCCGCACAUGCGGCGUCACCACAGUGGAACAGAUGCUUUGUACUUCAGUGGAGUAGAGGGUGCAUUUGGAACUGUUCAUCCAAAAUACCAUCCUUCCAAGAACAACUCAAUUGCCAACUUUACGUUUUCAGCUUGGGUAAUCCCCGAUGCCAAUACAAAUGGAUUUGUUAUAGCAAAGGAUGAUGGUAAUGGAAGCAUCUACUAUGGGGUAAAAAUUCAAACAAAUGAAUCCCAUGUGACACUUUCUCUUCAUUACAAAACUUUGGGUUCCAAUGCUACAUAUAUUGCCAAGACAACAGUCACGAAAUAUUUAGAAGAAAAUGUUUGGCUUCAUCUUCUCAUUGUCCUGGAUGAUGGUAUAAUUGAAUUCUACCUUGAUGGAAAUGCGAUGCCCAGAGGAAUCAAGAGUCUGAAAGGAGAAGCCAUUAUUGAUGGGCCUGGAAUGCUGAGGAUUGGGGCAGGAAUGAAUGGCAAUGACAGAUUUACAGGUUUGAUGCAGGAUGUGAGGUCCUAUGAGCGGAAACUGACUGUUGAAGAAAUUUAUGAACUUCAUGCUAUGCCAGCCAAGAGUGACUUACAUCCUGUUUCUGGAUAUCUGGAGUUCAGACAAGGAGAAACUAACAAAUCAUUCAUUAUUUCUGCAAGAGAUGAUAAUGAAGAGGAGGGAGAGGAAUUAUUCAUUCUUAAACUAGUCUCUGUAUAUGGAGGAGCUCGCAUUUCUGAAGAGAAUACUACAGCAAGAUUAAUAAUACAAAAAAGUGACAACGCCAAUGGCUUGUUUGGUUUCACAGGAACUUGUAUCCCAGAGAUUGCAGAGGAGGGAUCCACCAUUUCAUGUGUGGUGGAACGAACCAGAGGAGCUCUGGAUUAUGUGCAUGUUUUUUAUACCAUCUCACAGAUCGAAUCUGAAGGCAUUAAUUACCUUGUUGAUGAUUUUGCUAAUGCCAGUGGAACUAUCACGUUCCUUCCUUGGCAGAGAUCUGAGGUUCUGAAUAUAUAUGUUGUUGAUGAUGAUAUUCCUGAGCUUAAUGAGUAUUUCCGUGUGACCCUGGUUUCUGCAAUUCCUGGAGAUGGGAAGCUGGGAUCCAUCCCCACCAGUGGUGCAAGCAUAGACCCUGAAAAGGAAACAACAGAUAUCACCAUCAAAGCUAGUGAUCACCCAUAUGGCUUGCUGCAGUUCUCCACAGGGCUGCCCCCUGAGCCUGAGGACGCGAUGACCCUGCCUGCAAGCAGCAUGCCUCACGUCACCGUGCAGGAGGAAGAUGGAGAAGUGAGACUAUUGGUCGUCCGGGCACAAGGACUCCUGGGGAGGGUUCUGGCGGAAUUUAGGACGGUGUCACUGACAGCAUUUAGUCCUGAGGACUACCAGAGUGUUUCUGGUACCUUAGAAUUUCAACCAGGAGAAAGAUACAAGUACAUUUCUGUUAACAUCACUGAUAAUUCUGUCCCUGAAUUGGAAAAAUCUUUUAAAGUUGAGUUAUUGAACUUGGAGGGAGGAGUGACUGAAUUCUUUAGGGUUGAUGGCAGUGGUAGUGGUGACGGGGACAUGGAAUUCUUCCUUCCAACUAUUCACAAACAUGCCAGUCUAGGAGUGGCUUCACAAAUUCUAGUGACAAUUGCAGCCUCUGACCAUGCUCAUGGUGUAUUUGAAUUUAGCCCUGAGUCACUCUUUGUCAGUGGAACUGAACCAGAAGAUGGGUACAGCACUGUUACAUUAAAUAUUCUGAGAAACCAUGGAGCUCUGUCUCAAGUGACUUUGCUUUGGAGCAUAGACUCUGAUCCUGAUGGCGAUCUUGCCUUCACCUCUGGCAAUGUCACAUUUGAGAUUGGGCAGAAGAGUGUCAACAUCACAGUGGAAAUACUUCCGGAUGAAGAUCCAGAACUGGAUAAGGCCUUCUCUGUGUCAAUCAUCAGUGUGUCCAGUGGCUCUUUGGGAGUUCACACUAAUGCCACAUUAACAGUUUUGGCUAGUGAUGAUCCUUGUGGGGUCUUCAUCUUUUCCGAGAAAAAUAGGCCUAUCAAAGUUGAAGAAGCAACCCAGAAUAUCACACUAUCAGUGAUAAGGUUAAAAGGCCUCAUGGGAAAAGUCAUAGUCACAUAUGCAACACUGGAUGAUAUGGAAAAACCACCUUAUUUUCCACCCAGUAUAGCCAGAGCAACUCAAGGAAGAGACUAUAUGCCAGCUUCUGGAUUUGCUCUUUUCAGAGCCAAUCAGAGUGAGGCAACCAUAACUAUUUCAGUUUUGGAUGACGAUGAACCAGAAAGGUCGGAGUCUGUGUUUGUUGAACUCCUCAACUCUACUUUAAUAGAGAAAGUACAGAAUCGCCCAAUUCCAAAUUCCCCACGCCUUGGGCCUAAGGUCGAAACCAUUGCUCAUCUAAUCAUCAUUGCCAAUGACGAUGCAUUUGGAACUCUUCAGCUCUCGGCACCAGUUGUUCGAGUGGCAGAAAAUCACGUUGGACCCAUUAUCAAUGUGACUAGAGCAGGAGGAGCAUUCGCAGAUGUUUCUGUGAAGUUUAAAGCCGUGCCAAUAACUGCAGUGGCGGGUGAAGAUUAUAGCAUAGCUUCAUCGGAUGUGGUCUUGCUAGAAGGGGAAACCAGUAAAGCUGUGCCAAUAUACAUCAUUAAUGACAUCUACCCUGAACUGGAAGAAUCUUUUCUUGUGCAACUGCUGAAUGAGACAACAGGAGGAGCCAAACUAGGGGUGUUAACAGAGGCGAUCAUUAUCAUUGAGGCCUCUGAUGACCCCUAUGGAUUAUUUGGUUUUCAGAUUACUAAAUUUAUUGUAGAGGAACCUGAGUUUAACUCAGUGAAGGUAAACCUGCCAAUAAUUCGAAAUUCUGGGACACUCGGCAAUGUUACUGUUCAGUGGGUCGCCACCAUUAAUGGACAGCUUGCUACUGGUGACCUGCAAGUUGUCUCAGGUAAUGUGACCUUUGCCCCUGGGGAAACCAUUCAAACCUUGUUGUUAGAGGUCCUGGCUGACGACGUUCCGGAGAUCGAAGAGGUUAUCCAAGUGCAGCUAACUGAUGCCUCUGGUGGAGGUACUAUUGGGUUAGAUCGAGUGGCAAAUAUUAUUAUUCCUGCCAAUGAUAAUCCUUAUGGUACAGUAGCCUUUGUUCAGUCGGUUUAUCGUGUUCAAGAGCCUCUGGAGCGAAGUUCCUGUGCUAACAUAACUGUCAGGCGAAGCGGAGGGCACUUUGGUCGGCUGUUGUUGUUCUACAGUACUUCUGAUAUUGAUGUAGUGGCUCUUGCGGUGGAGGAAGGUCAAGAUUUACUGUCCUACUAUGAAUCGCCAAUUCAAGGGGUGCCUGACCCACUGUGGAGAACUUGGGUGAAUGUCUCUGCAAGGGAGGAACCCCAGUAUACCUGUGCCACUUUGUGUCUCAAAGAACAUGCAUGCUUGGCAUUUUCAUUUUUCAGUGCUUCUGAGGGCCCCCACUGUUUUUGGAUGACAUCAUGGAUCAGUCCACUGGUUAACAUCUCAGACUCCUGGACCUACAGGAAAAACAUGACAAGGGUAGCAUCUCUGUUUAGUGGUCAGGCUGUGGCUGGGAGUGACUAUGAGCCUGUGACAAGGCAAUGGGCCAUAAUGCUGGAAGGUGAUGAAUUUGCAAAUCUCACAGUUUCUAUUCUUCCUGAUGAUUUCCCAGAGAUGGAUGAGAGUUUUCUAAUUUCUCUCCUUGAAGUUCACCUCAUGAACAUCACAGCCAGUUUUGAAAACCAACCAACCAUAGGACAGCCAAAUACUUCUACAGUUGUCAUAGCAUUAAAUGGUGAUGCCUUUGGAGUGUUUGUGAUCUACAGUAUUAGUCCCAAUACCUCAGAAGAUGGCUUAUAUGUCGAAGUUCAGGAACAGCCCCAAACCACAGUGGAGCUGAUGAUCCUCAGGACGGGGGGCAGCUUAGGUCAGGUGACAGUCGAAUGGCGUGUUGUUGGUGGAACUGCUACUGAAGGUUUAGAUUUUGUAGGUGCUGGAGAUAUUCUGACUUUUGCUGAAGGUGAAACCAAAAAGACGGCCGUCUUAGCCAUUUUGGAUGAUUCCGAGCCAGAGGAUGAUGAAAGCAUCAUAGUUAGUUUGGUGUACACUGGGGGAAGUAGAAUUUUGCCCAGCUCCAGCACUGUUAGAGUGAAUAUUUUGGCCAAUGACAACGUGGCGGGAAUUGUUAGUUUUCACACAACUUCGAGAUCUGUCAUAGGCCAUGAAGGAGAAAUUUUGCAAUUCCAUGUGGUAAGAACACCCCCUGGUCGAGGAAAUGUUUCUGUUAACUGGAAAAUUAUUGGGGAAAAUCUAGAACUCAAUUUUGGUAACUCUACCGGACAACUCUUCUUUCCUGAGGGGUCAUUGAAUAAAACGAUAUUUGUGCAUUUGUUUGAUGACAACAUUCCUGAAGAGAAAGAAGUAUACCAAGUCCUUCUCUAUGAUGUCAGGACACAAGGGGUUCCACCAGCAGGAAUUGCUCUGUUGGAUGCUCAAGGAUAUGCAGCUGUCCUGACUGUAGAAGCCAGUGAUGAACCGCAUGGAGUUUUAAAUUUUGCUCUUUCAUCAAGAUUUGUUUUGCUACAGGAGGCUAACAUGACAGUUCAGCUUUUCAUCAACAGAGAAUUUGGAUCUCUAGGAGCCAUUAAUGUCACAUAUACCACGGUUCCUGGAAUGUUGAGUCUAAAGAACCAAACAGAAGGAAACCUUGCUGAGCCAGAUGUUGACUUUGUCUCAGUAGUUGGCUUUCUGAUUUUAGAAGAAGGGGAAACAGCAGCAGCCAUCAACAUUACUAUACUUGAGGACGACAUACCAGAGCUAGAAGAAUAUUUCCUUGUGAAUUUAACUUAUGUUGACCUUAUCAUGGCUCCUUUAACUUCAUUUCCUCCUAGACUAGAUUCAGAGGGCUUGACUGCACAAAUUAUUAUCGAUGCCAAUGAUGGUGCACGAGGUGUAAUCGAAUGGCAACAUAGCAGGUUUGCAGUAAAUGAAACCAAAGGAAGUUUAACAUUGGUAGCUCAGCGAAGCAAAAGGACUCUUGGCCAUGUUUCCUUGUUUGUAUAUGCCCAGAAUUUGGAAGCACAGCUGGGGCUGGAUUACAUCUUCACCCCAUCGGUUCUUCGUUUUGUUGAUGGAGAAAGGUAUAAAAAUAUUGACAUCGUGAUUCUUGAUGAUGACAUUCCAGAAGGAGAUGAAACAUUUCAGCUGGUUUUAACAAAUCCUUCUCCUGGACUAGAGCUGGGGGAAAAAACAAUAGCAUUAAUUACCAUCCUUGCUAAUGAUGAUGGCCCUGGAGUCCUAUCAUUUAACAACAGUGAGCACUUUUUCCUAAGAGAACCGACAGCUCUCUACAUACAGGAGAGUAGUGCACUAUUGUAUGUUGUUCGGGAACCUGCACAAGGACUCUUUGGAACUGUGACAGUUCAGUUCAUUGUGACAGAGGUAAACUCCUCAGUGGAGUCCAAAGAUCUGACCCCUGUCAAAGGCUACAUUGUUUUAGAAGAAGGUGUUCGUUUCAAGGCCCUACACAUUUCUGCCAUAUUGGACACUGAACCAGAGAUGGAUGAGCAUUUUGUAUGCACCUUGUUUAAUCCGACUGGAGGUGCUAGACUGGGGGCACAUGUUCAAACCCUGAUAACAGUUUUGCAAAACCAGGCCCCUCUGGGGUUAUUCAGUAUCUCUGCAGUUGCAAAUAGAACCAUGUUUAUAGACGUUGAAGAAGCCAACAGGACUGUAUAUUUAAACGUGUCACGCACUAAUGGCAUUGAUUUAGCUGUGAGUGUGGAGUGGGAGACAGUAUCUGAAACAGCCUUUGGCAUGAGGGGAAUGGAUGCUGUGUUUUCCAUAGUUCAGAGUUUUUUGGAUGCAUCACCUUCUGGUUGGUGUUUCUUUAUUUUGGAAGAUUCAAUUUAUGGUGUAAUGUUAAGAAAAGUGUCUUCUACUAUUUAUCGAUGGCAAGGGAUUUUUAUACCACUUGAGGAUUUAAAUAUAGAAAAUCCUAAAACUUGUGAGGCAUUUAAUAUUGGUGUUUCCCCUUACUUUGUGAUUACUCAUGAAGAAAGAAAUGAAGAAAAGCCUUCCGUUAUCAGUGUGUAUACAUUCACAUCUGGAUUCAAAUUAUUCUUGGUACAAACGAUCAUUAUUUCGGAAAGUUCUCAAGUAAAAUAUUUUAGUUCAGACAAUCAAGAUUAUUUAAUUGUUGCCAGUCAAAGAGAUGAUUCUGAAUUAACUCAGGUCUUCAGAUGGAGCGGAGAAAGCUUCACCUUGCAUCAGACACUUCCUGUCCGAGGUGUGCUGAGCAUAGCCUUGUUCACCCGAAGAGGCUCUGUGUUCUUAGCCAUUUCCCAGGUUAAUGCCAGGCUAAAUUCCCUUUUACUCAGAUGGUCUGGCAGUGAGUUUAUUAAGUUUCAAGAAGUGCCAAUUAGUGGGACAACACAAGUUGAGGCCUUGACUUCAGGAGAUGAUAUUUACUUAAUCUUUGCUAAAACUCUCUCUCUAGGAAAUCAGAAUUCAAUUGAUAUUUUCAUCUGGGAGACAGGACAGUCUUCUUUCAGAUAUUUUCAAUCCCUGGAUUUUACUACCAUUAAUAGGAUCUACGCCUUUACACCAGCUUCAGGAAUAGUCCACAUACUUCUUAUUGGCCAAGAUAUGUCUGCACUUUACUGCUGGAAUUCAGAGCUGAAUCAAUUCUCUUUUAUUCUGGAAGCACCUUCUGCUCAUGAUGCAGCUUCUGUUACAGUAAAGUCCCUUAAUUCAAGCAAGAAUUUAAUUGCUCUAGUGGGAACCAGGCACUCACACAUAUAUGAGCUGGCCUACAUCUCCAGCCAGUCUGACUUUAUUCCUAGUUCAGGUGAACUGAUAUUUGAACCUGGUGACAGAGAAGCUGUAAUAGUGGUAAAUGUCCUUGAUGAUACAGUUCCAGAAGAAGAAGAAUUCUUCAGAGUUGAGCUUAAAAAUCCCAAAGGAGGAGCAGAGAUUGGUAUUAAUGGUUAUGUAAAAAUAACUAUUCUGUCUAAUGAUGAUGCCUAUGGAGUCGUUGGAUUUGCUCAGAAUUCAUUAUAUAAGCAAGUGGAAGAAAUGGAGCAAGAUAGCUUAGUAACCUUGAAUGUUGAGCGCUUAAAAGGAACAUAUGGUCGUAUAACCACAGCAUGGGAAGCUGACGGAAGUAUUAGUGAUGUAUUUCCUACCUCAGGAGUGAUUUCAUUUUCUGAAGGGCAGGCACUAUCUACAAUCACUCUGACUGUUAUUGCUGAUGAUGUACCAGAGUUAUCAGAAAUUGUGACUGUAACACUCGUUCGUGUUACCACAGAAGGGGUUGAAGACCUAUCUAAAGGUGCUACCAUUGAUCGGAAAAGAAACAGAUCUGUGAUAACGACUCUGCCCAAUGAUUCACCUUAUGGCUUAGUGGGUUGGCAUGCUGAGUUUCUCUUCAUUAGAGUAGCAGAGCCUAAAGAGAACAUCACCGUUCUUCAGUUACCCAUUGUUCGAGAUAAAGGACUGUUUGGGGACAUUGCCAUUCACUUGAUAGCUAAACCCAAUUUCUUACUGCACAUCGAUAAUCAAGCUACUGAGAAUGAAGACUUUGUGGUACAAGAAACAAUAAUAAUGAUGAAAGAAAACAUGAAAGAAACUUACAUCAAAGUUGCCAUUUUGCCGGAUAAUGCUCCUGAGUUGGAAGAAGGAUUUAUUGUCAACAUCACUGAGGUGUACCUGGUGAAUUCUGACUUCUCUGCAGGACAGCCAAGUGUGCGGAGACCUGGGAUGGAAAUAGUUGAGAUAAUGAUUGAAGAAAAUGAUGAUCCCAGAGGAAUUUUUAAGUUUCAUGUUACCACAGAUUUUGGUGGAGUUAUUACUGCCUAUGAGGUGCCUCCACCACUGAAUAUUAUUCAAAUUCCUGUAGUCCGGAUGGCUGGAAGCUUUGGGGCAGUAAAUGUUUAUUGGAAAGCAACACUGGAUAGUGCUGGCCUGGAAGACUUUAAGCCAUCUCAUGGGAUUCUUGAAUUUGCAGAUAAACAAGUUACUGCAAUGAUAGAAAUUACCAUAAUUGAUGAUGCUGAACUUGAACUCAUGGAGACGUUCACUAUUUCCUUAAUCAGGGUGGCUGGAGGUGGCAGACUUGGUGAUGAUGUUGUGGUAACUGUUGUUAUUCCGCAAAAUGACUCCCCAUUUGGAGUAUUUGGAUUUGAAGAAAAGACUGUAAUGGUUGAUGAAUCUCUUUUGUCUGAUGACCCUGAUUCAUAUGUGACAUUGACAGUUGUCCGGUCCCUAGGAGGAAAAGGAGCUGUUCGACUUCAGUGGACCAUAGAUGAGACAGCUAAAAAUGAUCUCAGGCCUUUGAAUGGGACGCUUCUUUUUGAUGAGACAGAGUCUGAAAAGACCAUUGUGUUGCACACGCUUCAUGAUACUGUGUUGGAGGAGGACAGGCGUUUUACCAUUCAGUUGAUACCAACUGAUGAAGUAGAAAUAUCUCCAGUGAAAGGUAGUGCAUCAAUAAUCAUUCGGGGAGAUAAGGGAACAUCAGGAGAAGUUGGGAUUGCUCCAUCAUCUAAGCAUGUCCUCAUCGGGGAACCCUCAGGAAAAUACAAUGGUACUGCUAUCAUCAGCCUCGUUCGUGGUUCAGCGAUUUGGGGGGAGGUCACUGUGUACUGGAGGAUAUUCCCUCCUUCUGUGGGAGAAUUUGCUGAAAUAUCAGGGAAACUGACAUUGCGAGAUGGACAGUCUGCAGCAGUUGUAAUAAUACAGGCUUUGAAUGAUGACAUUCCUGAGGAGAAGAGCUUCUAUGAGUUUCAGCUCACUGGGGUCAGUGAGGGGGGGAUACUAAGUGAAUCCCGCAGCACUGCUGGUAUCACAGUGGUGGCCAGUGACUUUCCCUAUGGCCGAUUCUCCUUUUCACAUGAGCAACUUCGAGUGUCAGAGGAAGCCAAAAGGGUGAACAUCACAGUCAUCCGUUCAGGUGGAUCAUUGGGUCCUGUGAGACUCUGGUAUGAGACCGUGAGUGGGACAGCAGAGGCAGGCUUGGAUUUUAUCCCUGCGGUGGGGGAGCUGCUCUUUGAAGCAGAGGAGAUGGCAAAAAGUGUGCUGAUUGAAAUACUUGAUGAUGGUCUUCCAGAAGGCCCAGAGGAAUUUUCUCUAGUAAUUACAAAGGUGGAACUCCUGGGAAGCGGGUAUGAUUUUACCAUUCAAGAAAAUGGACUUCAGAUAGAUCAACCUCCUGAAAUAGGAAACAUCUCCAUUAUUCGAAUCAUAAUAAUGAAAAAUGAUAAUGUAGAGGGUGUCAUUGAAUUUGACCCAAGAUACACUGCCUUUGAAGUGGAGGAGGAUGUUGGAGUGAUUAUGAUUCCAGUGGUGAGGCUGCAGGGGACUUAUGGCCGUGUGACUGCUGAUUUCAUCUCUCGGAGUUCCUCUACAGUUCCUGCCGGUGUGGAUUAUAUACUGCAUGGCAGUUCAAUCACCUUUCAGCAUGGACAGAAUUUAAGUUUUAUAAAUGUCUCCAUCAUUGAUGAUAAUGAAAGUGAAUUUGCAGAGCACGUUGAAAUUUUGCUCAUUGGAGCGACUGGAGGAGCGGUCCUUGGGCGCCACCUAGUGAGCAGAAUCACAAUUGCCAAGAGUGACCCUCCGUUUGGCGUUAUAAGAUUUCUUAAUGAAAGCAACAUUUCUGUUCCUAAUCCCCAUUCCACAAUGAUUUUAUCCUUGCUGCUGGAGCGGGCUGGAGGACUCUUGGGAGAGAUUCAGGUGAACUGGGAGAUAUUAGGACCCAAUUCUCAAGAAGCUUUACCACCACAGAACAGAGACAUUGCAGACCCAGUGAGUGGAUCCUUCUAUUUUGGAGAGGGAGAAGGUGGUGUGAGAACCAUCACUCUGACAAUCUAUCCUCAUGAAGAUAUUGAAGUUGAAGAGAUUUUCAUUAUUAAACUUGAACUUGUGAAAGGAGAAGCUAAAUUAGACUCCAGAUCUAAAGAUAUUACUAUAACAAUACAGAAGUUUGGUGAUCCAAAUGGGGUUGUUCAGUUUGCUCCUGAGUCUUUAUCUGAGAAGACCUAUUCAGAGCCGUCAGCUCUGGAAGGGCCCCUGAUCAUUACUUUCUUUGUCAAAAGAGUCAAGGGCAUUUUUGGAGAAAUUAUGGUUUACUGGGAAAUAAGCAGUGAGUUUGACAUUACUGGAGACUUUCUUUCUACAAAAGGAUUUUUCACUAUUGCUGAUGGAGAGAGUGAAGUGAGAUUUGAUGUUCAUCUGCUGCCAGAUGAUAUACCUGAGAUUGAAGAAGAUUAUGUGAUCCGGCUUGUUUCUGUAGAGGGAGGAGCAGAACUGGAUCCAGAGAAAUGCAUCACCCAGUUCUCUGUUUCUGCAAAUGAUGACCCACAUGGAGUAUUUGCUCUGUAUUCAGAUUACCAGUCAAUCCUUGUAGGGCAAAACCUUAGUAGAUUCAUCCAAAUUAAUGUAACCCGGCUUGCUGGAACAUUUGGAGACGUGGCUGUUGGGUUUCGGAUCUCUUCUGACCAAAAGGAGCAGCUAGUUGUUAGUGAAAAUUCAGAGAGGCAGCUGGUGGUCAAAGACGGUGCCAGAUAUAAAGUGGACCUGGUGCCAGUGAGGAGUCAGGUCUUCUUAUCCCUGGGCUCUAAUUUCACCUUGCAACUGCUGACUGUGAUGCUUGUCAGUGGGCGUUUCUACGGCAUGCCAAAAAUUCUCCAGGAAGCAAAAUCCACUGUCCUUCCUGUCCCUGACAAAGCCGCCAAUUCUCAGGUUGGAUUUGAAUCUACUUCUUUUCCACUCACGGACGUCACUGCGGGAACAAGCCACGUUGUGAUUUCUAGGAGAGGCACAUAUGGCUCUCUCGUGGUUGCCUGGGUGGCUGGAUAUGCUCCUGGGUUAGAAAUCCCCGAAUUCAUUGUUGUUGGCAAUAUGACCCCAAAAUUAGGGAGCCUUUCAUUUUCUCAUGGAGAACAGAGUAAAGGAGUCUUGCUGUGGACAUUUCCCAGUCCUGGUCGCCCAGAGGCCUUUGUUAUUCACCUCUCUGGGGUGCAGAGCAGUGCCCCUGGUGGGGCUCAACUUCGAUCAGGGUUCACCUCUGCUGAAAUUGAACCAAUGGGAGUCUUUCAAUUUUCCCCUAGUUCAAGAAAUGUCAUCGUGUCAGAGGAUACACAGAUGAUUAGAUUAUAUGUCCAAAGACUCUUUGGGUUCCACGGCGAUCUUAUUAAAGUUUCUUAUCAGACAACUGCAGGCAGUGCAAAGCCCAUGGAAGACUUUGAGCCUGUUCAGAAUGGGGAACUACUUUUUGAAAAAUUCCAACCUGAGGUCAAUAUUGAAAUAAUCAUUAUUAACGAUCAGCUUCCUGAGGAAGAAGAAAUGUUUUACAUUAAUCUUACUUCAGUAGAAAUGAAAGGAUUACAAAAGUUUGAUGCUGAUUGGAGACCACGCCUGAAUCUAGAUUUCAGUGUGGCAUUGAUCUCAAUAUUGGAUAAUGACGACCUGGCGGGAAUGGGUGUUUCUUUCCCUGAGACAACUGUGGCCAUAGCAGUUGACACAGCUCUCAUUCCUGUAGAAACUGACUUCUCAAGCACAUACCCUGACACAACCACGAUAAAUGCUGUUCCACAGCCCUCUGAAAUGGUUGCCAUUGUUCCUGAGGCAACUGGUGUAUCCGCCAUCCCUGAGAAACUUGUCACUGUCCCUGAUACAUCUGCCUUGCCUGGGAAGCCCGAGGUGUCCACUGUGAAUGCAAAUGUUUCCAUCCAUGGAACAUUUAGUCUUGGGCCACCUGUUGUUUAUGUUGAAGAAGAGGUGAAAAAUGGUACAUCUAAUGCUGUAGAAGUUUUGAUCCGAAGAACUGGUGGGUCUACUGGCAACGUCAGCAUAACAGUUAAAACUUUUGGUGAAAGAUCUUCUCAGAAGGAACCAAAUGCAUUGCCCUUUCAUGAUAUCUAUGGAAUUUCCAACCUAACGUGGGCAACUGAAGAAGAAGAUUUUGAAGAACAAACUGUUACCCUUACAUUUGUAGAUGGAGAAAGAGAACAUAAAGUAUUGGUUCAAAUUUUGGAUGAUGAUGAGCCCGAGGGGCAAGAAUUCUUCUAUGUGUUUCUCACAGACCCUCAAGGAGGAGCACAGAUUGUGAAGGGGAAGGAUGAUGGUGGAUUUGCAGCCUUUGCCAUGGUCAUUAUUACAGGGAGUGAUCUUCACAAUGGCAUCAUCGGAUUCAGUGAGGAGUCCCAGAGUGGACUGGAGCUGGGUGAAGGAGCUGAUAAGAACAGACUGCAUCUUACUGUCACACGGCAACCAAACAGGGCCUUUGAAGAUGUCAGGAUCUUUUGGCGAGUCACAUUUAACAAAACAGCUGCCGUACUCCAGAAAGAUGGUGUGAACCUGAUGGAUGAACUUCUAUCUGUAUCAGGGACCACAACCUGUACAGUGGGUCAAACAAAGUGCCUUGUCACCAUUGAGCUCAAACUGGGGAAGAUACCUCGAGUUGAAAUGCAUUUUUUUGUGGAAUUGUAUGAAGUAAGUGCUGGGGCAGCAAUAAACAAUAGUGCCAGAUUUGCACAAAUUAAAUUCUUACGGAGUGAGAAACCUCAAAGCCUCGUGUAUUUUUCUGUGGGUUCUCGACUGCCAGUGGCUCAUAAGAAGGCCACUUUAAUCAGUUUGCAGGUGGCCAGAGAUGCUGGGACAGGACUAAUGAUGUCUGUUAACUUCAGUACCCAGGAGUUGAGGAGUGCUGAAAAAAUUGGCCGUACGCUCAUCUCUCCAGCUCUUUCAGGGAAGGAUUUUGUGAGAACUGAAGGCACUUUGGUCUUUGAACCUGGCCAGAGGAACACCGUACUGGAUGUCAUCCUAACACCAGACACAGGGUCUUUAAAUCCUUUUCCUAAACGCUUCCAGAUUGUGCUCUUUGACCCAAAAGGUGGGGCCAGAAUUGAUAAAGUAUAUGGGACUGCUAACAUCACCCUCGUUUCUGAUGCGGAUUCACAGUCCUUUUGGGGACUUGCGGAUCAGUUACAGCAGCCCCUGGAUGGUGACAUUCUUAACAGAGUACUCCACAGCAUCAGCAUGAAAGUGGCAAUGGAGAACACAGAUGAACAGCUAAGCGCUGUGAUUCAUUUAACAGACAAGAUAACUAUUGAAGGAAAAAGCCAGGCAUUCAGUAUUGAAAAUCGAAAUCUUUUUUAUGAAAUACUCUGUGCUCUUAUUAACCCAAAGCGCAAAGACACUAGGGGAUUCAGUCACUUCAUUGAAGUGACUGAGAAUUUUGCCUUUUCUCUGCUGGCUGAUGUUACCUGUGGCUCUCCUGGUGAAAAAAGCAAGACCAUCCUUAACAGUUGCCCCUAUUUGUCCAUACUGGCUCUUCACUGGUAUCCUCAACAAAUCAAUGGUCACAAGUUUGAAGGAAAAGAAGGUGAUUAUAUUCGAGUUCCAGAGAGGUUAUUGGAGGUUCCAGAUGCAGAAAUAAUGGCUGGAAAAAGGACUUGUGAAUUAGUCCAGUUUACAGAGUAUAGCAGCCAGCAGUGGUUUAUAACUGGAAACAGUCUUCAUGCCCUGAAAAAUAAGGUACUAUCUUUGAGUGUGAAAGGACAGAGUUCACAACUCUUGACUGACAACAAUGAAGUUCUCUAUAGGAUUUAUGCUGCUGAGCCCAGGAUUAUUCCCCACACGUCUCUGUGUCUCCUUUGGAAUCAGGCUGCUGCAAGCUGGUUGUCUGACAGUCAGUUUUGCAAAGUGGUUGAGGACACUUCAGACUACGUGGAAUGUGCCUGUUCAUACAUGUCCAUGCAUGCGGUCUACGCCGAGACUGACAACUUAUCUUCAUACAAUGAAGCUUUUUUCUCUUCUGGAUUUAUAUGUAUCUCAGGUCUUGGCCUGGCUGUCCUUUCCCAUAUCUUCUGUGCCAGGCACUCCAUGUUUGCAGCUAAGCUUCUGGCUCACAUGAUGGCAGCCAGCUUAGGUACACAGAUUGUGUUCCUGGCUUCUGCAUAUGCAAGUCCCCAACUCACAGAUGAGAGCUGUUCGGCCAUGGCUGCUGUCACACAUUAUCUGUAUCUUUGCCAGUUCAGCUGGAUGCUCAUUCAGUCUGUGAAUUUCUGGUACGUACUGGUGAUGAACGAUGAACACUCAGAGAGGCGAUAUCUGCUAUUUUUCCUUCUGAGUUGGGGACUUCCAGCUUUUGUGGUGAUUCUCCUCAUAGUUAUUUUGAGAGGAAUCUAUCAUCAGAGCAUGCCACAGAUCUAUGGACUCAUCCAUGGUGACCUGUGUUUCAUCCCAAACAUCUAUGCGGCUCUCUUCACUGGGGCUCUUGUUCCUUUAACGUGCCUUGUGGUAGUGUUUGUGGUGUUCAUCCAUGCCUACCAGGUGAAGCCACAGUGGAAAGCAUAUGACGACAUCUUCAGAGGAAGAACAAAUGCUGCAGAAGUCCCGCUGGUUUUAUAUCUCUUUGCCCUGAUUUCUGUGACAUGGCUUUGGGGAGGCCUGCACAUGGCUUACAGACACUUCUGGAUGUUGGUCCUCUUUGUCAUUUUCAACAGUCUACAGGGACUUUAUGUUUUUGUGGUUUAUUUCAUUCUGCACAACCAGACGUGCUGCCCUAUGAAGGCCAGCUACACAGUGGAAAUGAAUGGACACCCUGGACCCGGCACAGCCUUCUUCACACCAGGGAGUGGCAUGCCUCCUGCUGGAGGGGAAAUCAGCAAGUCCACGCAGAACCUUAUCAGUGCUAUGGAGGAGGUGCCACCUGAUUGGGAGAGAGCAUCCUUCCAACAAGCCAGUCAGGCCAGCCCUGACCUGAAGCCAAGUCCGCAGAAUGGCGCCACAUUUCCUUCCUCUGGAGGAUAUGGCCAGGGAUCACUAAUAGCUGAUGAGGAGUCCCAGGAGUUUGAUGACUUGAUAUUUGCAUUAAAAACUGGUGCUGGUCUCAGUGUCAGUGAUAAUGAAUCGGGUCAAGGGAGCCAGGAGGGAGGCACCUUGACUGACUCCCAGAUCGUAGAACUCAGGAGGAUACCCAUUGCUGACACCCACCUCUAGCGCCUUAGUGACCAUUAGAAUGAUACUUUCGUAUUUGUAUUGGUUUUGAGCUAAAACUCUAAUUUUUUACAUACAGCUCUAUAAUAGGAACCUAUGAAUUGUACUGGAUGAUUAACCCAGAAGUGAUUGUUGUGUUGGGAAUAUGAGUUACUUAUCUUUGUGCAACCUGAAAAUUCAUUGCUAUGAAGAAGACUGGAUCAAUUUCUAUCCCUUAUACCAUAUAUUCCAAGAAUACUAGUUGUUUUUUUAAUCAUCCUGCAUGGCUAACGUUGUUUAAUAAAAGUAAUAACGAUCAAUAAAAACAAUAGAAUCCA